Phalaenopsis equestris is the source of this 1385-nucleotide messenger RNA. Its product is annotated as IAA-amino acid hydrolase ILR1-like 6. NCBI's taxonomy places the organism in Eukaryota, Viridiplantae, Streptophyta, Magnoliopsida, Asparagales, Orchidaceae. The record is from RefSeq and is a predicted model, not a curated record. Gene Ontology annotation, biological process: jasmonic acid metabolic process; auxin metabolic process. Gene Ontology annotation, molecular function: IAA-Ala conjugate hydrolase activity. The coding region runs from base 59 to 949 and encodes 296 amino acids. The transcript has 4 exons. Gene Ontology annotation, cellular component: endoplasmic reticulum.
UUUAUUGCCUUCUUAGGAAGCUGUAGAGUGGGAGCACAAGAGCAAGGUGCCUGGUAAAAUGCAUGCUUGUGGGCAUGAUGCACAUGUGGCAAUGCUUAUUGGUGCUGCAAAGAUUUUAAAGGCUCGUGAACAUCAUCUCAAGGGAACUGUUAAGUUGCUCUUUCAGCCCGCAGAGGAAGCAGGUAUAGGUGCAAAGAAAAUGAUUGAAGAUGGCGCCCUCAGAGAUGUGGGGGCUAUAUUUGCCGUUCAUGUAUCUCAUGAGCAUCCCACUUCAGUCAUUGGAUCGAAGGCUGGUCCUUUACUUGCUGGAUGUGGCUUCUUCAAAGCAGUGAUAGAGGGAAGGCCAGAUCAAGAAGGAAAUCUACAGAAUGCAGUAGAGGCUAUUUUAGCUGCCUCAGCUGCCAUAAUCAGCUUGCAGAACAUUGUGUCCCGGGAAUCUAAUCCUUUAGAUUCACAGGUGGUCUCAGUAGCAGCAGUCAACGGAGGGAGCAAUCUAGACCUGCUCCCGGAAUCUGUCAUCCUUGGGGGAACUUUUAGAGCUUUCUCAAAUUCCAGCUUUUAUAAGCUCCGGCAAAGAAUAGAGGAGGUCAUUGUAAUGCAGUCUAGUGUAUAUAAAUGCACUGCAUCAGUAGACUUCUUUGAGAAUGAACGAUUCUACCCUCCCACUGUCAAUGACAAUAAAAUGUAUGACCAUGUGAAGAAUGUAGCCAUCAGUCUACUCGGUUCAAAGAAUUAUAAGGUGGUCCCUCCAAUGAUGGGUGCAGAAGACUUCUCUUUUUACUCAGAGAUUGUACCAGCCGCCUUCUAUUACAUUGGUGUGAGGAACGAAUCCUUGGGUUCCAUUCAUACAGGUCAUUCCCCAUACUUCAUGAUUGAUGAAGAUGUGUUGCCAGUUGGAGCUGCAGUUCAUGCAGCCAUAGCUGAGAGAUAUCUCUCAGAACUUUGUUAGAACUCACCUAUGUCUGCUUUUUUAUGGGGUUGGAGUGGUAAUCAAUACCAUGAGUGCUCUCCAAAUUUUGUUUGGAUUGUUUUACGUGAUCCUUUUUUGAUGUGGAGAGGAAAUUUUAAGGUUUCUGUUUACUUUUGAAAAGGGCGGAUAGCAGCUACAACAUUAGAAGCAGAAAUACUCGAAUUAAAUCUGGAGGAAGGUGAAGUAACUACAUUGCUUUUUUUUCUUUCUCCUUUAUCGGUUUACUCUGCAGUUCAUGUAAGUUUAGCAGUUUUAAUUUUGUUUUUGUACACCAACUGAUAUAGUUGGCUCAAGUAAAUGGGGGCAGGUAACAUAGGAAAAGAGGAUUACAGCAGUUUAUAAUAUAUUUCCAUUUUGGUUGUCUUGUAUAGAAUUUAAAAUGUAUAUUCUUGCAAUAAAAAUUUGAGUGGCUUCU